UAUAAAUAUGAUUGACAUGGCUGAGCAGUUUGUCAAUCAAAAUUCGUAUGGCAUAUAGCAAACAACACGGCAUUAUGCUGCUCAAACUGCUGCUGGUCACACUGCUGCUCUGCUGUCUGCUAGGAGUGGAAGCGAAGCCUCAGUGGCUGGCCGUAGCGCCUGCCAACUAUGCGACGCCAGGCGGUGGUGUGUGGUUGAGUGGCACAGCUGCAACAGCGGCUUAUUAUCCGGCAUAUGCGGCGUAUACGUAUACACCGGUGUAUGGCGCAUACGCCACGUAUCCCUACUACACAUAUCUGCGUCGAUGAGUGCCAGAUUAUGCAUAAUCUCUCUCGCUAGUGUAUUGUGCAUUUAAUUUAAGCCAGCAUAUGUGUUUUAUACAUCAGACUAAAUUGAUUAAAUUUUAAUAG
Messenger RNA from Drosophila busckii, 410 nucleotides. RefSeq lists its product as uncharacterized. The coding region runs from base 48 to 308 and encodes 86 amino acids. The record is from RefSeq and is a predicted model, not a curated record. The transcript is spliced from 2 exons. Lineage: Eukaryota; Metazoa; Arthropoda; Insecta; Diptera; Drosophilidae.